GUCUUUGUUCUUUGGGACUCAUAAUAUAACUGAUUUGUAUUGAAGCAGGAUUUUGAGGAAAAGUAAGUAAAAAAUAUGAUCUGGGAAUUCACGUGAGGAGGAUUAUAUUCAUUUGAAUUCAUUCUAUUUCUACCCUAUCAAUGGUUUUGACAGUUUUUGAUACAUAAUACCCGUCCAUGCAGUAGUACCACUUGGUUUGUCACUGCAACCGCCUAUGCUUGUUUGUAGAAAGCAGAAACCGACAUCCAUCGUAGAAAACAACAGAAGCCACGUCCUCUUCUUCUUGUUCUUGUUCUUUUUGAAUUCAAUCUCAUUAUCAUCCUCUCUCAUCUCUGGCCCACUUUGUAUCAAUCCUUCUCUGUUCUCUCACUCUGCUGUAUUCUGUUUUCCACUUCCUACUUUUCUUAUCAUCUUUCAUUCCAAUGCUUCAGUUUUUUUCUGAAUUUAUGAAAAAAGAAUAGGCAAGGCAAGUUAUGGCAGCAGCAGAAGUGAGGGCUGCAAGGCAGAAAACUGCAGAUCAUUGCGUUGUCCAAGAAGACGCCAAACGAGCUCCUAAGUUUGCCUGUUGCCAAUCUUCAUGUGCAACAUCAAAAUUGGUUGAUGCUGGAUCUGCCAGUGCAGCAGAUGAACCUGAUCAGGCUUGUGUUAAUGACACUCAUGUUAACCAAAAAUCUUCAUUUUCCAAUAGAAUUCUUGACUCAAGAUGGUGGUUGAAUUUGCAUCCUAACUGUGGGUUUGAAAAAGGCUUAGCAAAUGAGAAGUUAAAAGCUUUGGAGGAAAAGGUUGAAAAUUUGGAAGUUGGUGAAGAAAAUGAAACAUGUAAAGGAGAAAACUUCCAGGAGGGUAUUAAGCAGAAAACUUGUAUGAAAGGAAUGCAAGAUGAGAUGAUGGAGAUUGAUUCUGUUGGAUGCUCCAACCAAACAUUAGAUUUCUCAUUGAUUUCAGAUUAUUCUUGGAUUGAAGGUGAGAAACCCCAUCCAUGGUGGCAAACUACAGAUAGAAAUGAAUUAGCUAGCUUUGUGUCACAGAAAUCACUCAACAAUAUUGAGAAUUGUGACCUUCCUCCUCCUCGGAAGAACUACCUAGGAGGACAAUCAAAUGCUUAUAUCAGUGAUGAGAAAAUUAACACAAUAGGUUUUGAUUGGGAAGCCAAAUCUAGUGUCUUCUCCAAUUUAACUGAUCAGGCACAGGGAAGUUUGGAUUCAGGAUUUAUGCAAGGAAAUCUAAGACAUUCACAUUUUGCUUGUGACAAAUCUCCAAGUUAUACCAGUACCAUCCAUGAGGAUGUCACAGAACAAGCUUUUGAGGGAGACCAAAGCAUAGCUCAACUUAUGGAAGCACUGUGUCAUUCUCAAACACGUGCAAGGGCAGCAGAGGAGGUAGCAAAACAAGCUUAUGCUGAGAAAGAGCACAUUUUUACACAGUUUUUAAUGCAGGCUUCACAACUUCUUGCAUAUGAACAAUGGUUUCGUCUGCUGCAGCUAGAAACUGAUAACACUUCUCAAAUUAAGAAUAAGGAUCAGCAAGUCUCUACAAAAUUCCCAGAGACACUUCCAUGGAUAUUAUUUGAAGGUAGGAAACUACAGAAGAGAAAGAAGCUACUUGUAAAUGCCAAAAAAGAAAUGCUAGGCAAGCUAAAAAGUGAUAGAAGAACAUAUGCUGUUGCAUUUGCUUUAGGAUUGAGUCUUGUUGGGGCUGGCUUACUCUUAGGAUGGACUGUUGGUUGGAUGUUUCCUCGUUUGUAGUUUUGUAGGGUGUAGAGCACAGUCAGCACACUGCUUUUUCAUGAAGAUUGGUAAACAAGGGACAAUGGUUAAUAGAGAAAGAAGCCCAAUUUAUUUUCUCAGGGAUGAACUAUGUAGGCAGUUUGUAAAUUUGUUGGUCCUUGAUGUAUAUUGUGCUUUGUACCUCUGUGAUUAUGCUAGUUGUGGUCCCAUUUGGAAUAUUGAGUUGUUAGCAUAUGGGAGUUUCUUAACUAAGAUUAGUAUUUAACCAAUAAUUAUUUGUCCACACCUCUAAAUUGAGGUGGAAAGAGGUGGAGGAGGAGAGAGAUAGGAAGAAAAGAAAAAGUAAGAGAGAAAGUAUAAGAUGUGAUAGAUGAUAAGAGGAGAGAGAUAUAAAUAAAAAUA
Lotus japonicus is the source of this 2129-nucleotide messenger RNA. RefSeq lists its product as uncharacterized. The record is from RefSeq and is a predicted model, not a curated record. Bases 474 to 1745 code for a protein of 423 amino acids. Lineage: Eukaryota; Viridiplantae; Streptophyta; Magnoliopsida; Fabales; Fabaceae. The transcript has 3 exons.